CCGUUCAGCAUAGGUUACCAUGGUGAUUUGCCCAGGUAGGAUGGAAACCCCGGAGGUCAACCUGAAGUGACCUCGACAACCGCAAGUCCUGCCUCGUAGUGCAGGGCUCUGCGUAACCAGGUUUCUCGUCGUGAUUUCCCUGUCCCAGAUGAGCUCUGAGGUGUCAGUGUCACGGCCGCACUGUGACAGCAGGGCCGUGGCUCUGGGUUUCCCCGACAGGGAUCUCCCCGUGGAGCCCGAGCCCCCGCAGCCGUCCUCGGGCUCGGCCGCCGCCGGGUACCGCUCGGCAAAGUGCGACCCGGCCGCGUGGUUCUCCAACUACCACGGCAUCCUCGACCAGGCCGGCGCCGACUGCCGCGAGGCGCAGAGCUUCCAGCGAGUGUCCAAGCGGCUGUACCAGGACACCGAGGCGGCGGCCCUGAAGGCGCAGGCCGAGGUGACGUGCCUCCUGGGGGAACGGCUGCAGGACAUCCACGGCUGGAAGUCGGAGCUGCAGCGGCACGUCGAGCGGCUGCAGGCCGACACGGGCGCGCUGCUGGCGCUCAAGACGCGGCUGGAGAGGGCGCUGGACGCCACCGAGACUCCGUACGCGAUCGCCACGGACAAUCUGAACUGCAGGGCGAGAAGACUGGGACCGGACCUGGUCAGGGACUCUGUGGAGGAAGAGCUGUUGAAGGAAGUGGACUUGAUCAGGAGCGUCCAGGCUCUCCUGAAGAGAACUACAGCUCAGGUCGUCGCUCAGAUCAGGAUGAACAGAGAGGCGAAGCAGACAUUAGAGUUCGACUGGUCAGAUAAAUACCAGGCCUACAACUUCGACGACCAGUGUGGAAAAUACAAUAACAUGAGUCCAGACACGCAGCACCACCCGAGCUCAGCCAUCAUGCAGGACCAUGUGUCCAACCCUGCGUCGUGGACAAAGUUCACCCAGGACAACCUGAGCAAAGCUUUGCAGGAGGAACACGCCACCAGCAGCCUCAGAAUGCUGGUGGAGCAGCUGUUGCUGGACACCACCGAGGAUCUGAGAGUCCAGUGCUCCGGUGUGGACCGAGCCUUCAGCCAGCGCUGCGUGGAGCUGAUCGAGGCCAAGACCCAGCUGGAGAUGAAGCUCGCAGAGGUCCUGGGGCAGAUCGGGGCCCAGGAGAGAAACAUCGUGGCCCUACAGCAGGCCAUCCACAAUAAAGAGGCUCCAAUGAGAGUAGCUCAGUCCAGACUUUACCUUCGCUCCCUCAGACCAAACAUGGAGCUCUGCAGGGACGCACCCCAGCUCAGUCUGGAGGGCGAGGUGAGGCAGAUUGACGCCACUCUGGCGUCUCUGCACCAGCAGCUGAGCGAGGCCCGCGGCUCCCUGUCCCACCUGGAGGAGUCGCGCAUGGCCCUCGAGAAGGACAUCAACUGCAAAGCCCACUCCCUGUUCACCGAGAGGGACAAGUGCAUGACCCACCGCAAACGAUACCCAACAGUCUCCACCCUGUCAGGAUACUGAAGACAGGCGAUGAGCCCCCUAGUGUUACCUUGAAAAGCUUGAAUGACUUCUUUCUCUUUGUUGUGCUGUGUUGUUAGCCUCAAUAAAACACUCAUUGAUCAAGACAAGAAUAAACAGGACCCGUUACUAACGGUGUAUUUGAGGAUUAUCACGUGUGCAAAUUAAGGAACCGGGUCAUCUAAUCCCAUCUUCCAGCAAAGCCUAAUAAUUGUGAUAUUGUUUGUCAAUUGGUUUGUCAAAAUUAAUUAAUAAAACGUUUCUCAUCACUUCAA
Molecule: messenger RNA, 1755 nt
Organism: Scophthalmus maximus (turbot)
Lineage: Eukaryota; Metazoa; Chordata; Actinopteri; Pleuronectiformes; Scophthalmidae
Gene: tekt4
Product: tektin 4
Exons: 8
Coding region: 149-1483 (444 amino acids)
Biological process (GO): cilium assembly; cilium movement involved in cell motility
Cellular component (GO): microtubule cytoskeleton; nucleus; sperm flagellum
Source: RefSeq, a predicted model, not a curated record